Messenger RNA from Colletotrichum abscissum, 1776 nucleotides. RefSeq lists its product as uncharacterized. The record is from RefSeq and is a predicted model, not a curated record. The coding region runs from base 1 to 1776 and encodes 591 amino acids. The transcript is spliced from 6 exons. NCBI's taxonomy places the organism in Eukaryota, Fungi, Ascomycota, Sordariomycetes, Glomerellales, Glomerellaceae.
AUGGCUCCUAGACGUCAGGCGGCUCUUGCUGCUCAAGCCAACAUGGCCGCCGUCGCAGCCCACGAGGCCGACGAUGUCAUGCCCGUCAAGAUCCUCAAAGGAUCCAGAAACAAGCAGCUCAAGCCUAUCAAGAUCGAGAAGUCGUCCACUGUCAAGGCCAGCGGCAAGGCCCCUAGCUCCAAGAAUCCACCCGACGACCCCAAGCCCUCGGGCAGUCCUGGAAUUCCCCUCGUCUGCCUUGUCUGCACGAGCACCCCGCGCUUCUCCGACCUCUCCCAUCUUCUGACCCACCUCAGUUCCAAGGGCCAUCUUCAGACUCAAAACGACGUGAGAAUCCGCGCCACUCAGGAUCUCGCCGCCGCGGACAAAGUUGCCACCUACGACAAGUGGUACAAGGACUAUGGUAUCGAGCGUAUGCUUGCAGAGCGCCUCAAGGCCAAGGAUGAAAAGGCGAGAGGUUUCUCGCGAUCUGGACAGGGAACUUCUCUCACCCUCAAGAGAAAGAAGGCUCGUUCGACCCUUGUCAAGCGUGAGGCUGAUGACUCCAUGUUUACGCCUCCUCCCACCGGUCGACUUCUUGGCCAGCAGCAGGCCAUCACAUACUACGGUGACAACGAUGAUCUGGCCUCGGCCUCGACUCCUACCGAUGAUGCCAUUGAGUGGGGUCCCGAUGACUUGGAGUCUGCUCGACUCAAGGGAACCGUCUGGCCGGGCAUGGGCAUCUUUGAUGCCGCCACCCCUGAUCAGAAGAAGCAGCGGAACCAGCGCAAGGACGCCUCUGUGCUUCGCAAGAUGGAGCUUUCGUCUCAGGCGAUCACCACCUUGGAGAUCGUGGCAAACCUGGACUUGGAGUUCGAGAGAACUCGUGAUGUCUAUGAUGCCCCUUCCGUUGAGGGAAGCCCGGUCAUCAAGAAGUCUAGACGUCGUCAGAGACGUAGCGGUGCCGCAGAGGAGGAUGGCAAUGCCUCGGGAGUUGUUGUCAAGGAGGAGCUCGCUGACGAAGCCGCUCACCGGGCAUCUUCUGCUUUGGCUAUGCAGCUCCAGAAUGGUCUCUACAAGCAGGAAGAAGUUUCGGAGCUCGACAGCGAGUCCCUCUCGGAGAAGUUCGAUGUCACGAGCGACAUCGCUAGCACCGCCGAUGGUGACAGCGAUACUCUCGGCUACGCCGGAAUGAUCGAGCUUGAUGAAUCUCACAAGGAAAUUGGAGGUCCCGACCGGGGUCCUAACGACCAGUUCUUCACCGUCACUGAUCGCGUCUCCGACGUGUUCCAAGGUGGCAGCGCUGCCGGCACCAAAGCUUCGACUACGGUGAAGGAUGAGCCUAGAUUCGACGUCCGCAAUCGUAUACCCCUCCGGUCGAUGAACGCGAACUCGAAUCUGAGCAUGGCCUCUCCUACUCCGGCUGCGAAGCAGCUUUCACGUCGAACUUUCACAGGAAAGGAAAAUAACAAUGGUGUACAGGAACACAAGAUGACCAGCAUUGACUUCUAUGGUGUCAACAACACUCACUUGAACCAGGCUGGAAUGACCACUGCCAUCAACAUGGACCCCAACAUCUUCACCGGAUACUCGAUGCCUGACAUGUACCACCUCAACCCGGUCUGGGGUAACCCAAUGUUGCGCGCCGGCCACCAUGGAUUCAACCCCAUCAAUGCCAAUCACAAUCAUCAGCAGAUGAUGUUUUCUCAGCAGAUGCCCAUGAUGAACACGUUCGGCAACGGCCACCAUGACCACGCUCAGGGCUCGGGCGUGUACCAGAAUGGACAUGGGGCCUAG